GAUAUGCGCUGCAGGGUGUGCUUCGCAAGAAUAGCGGCGAGACGCUCUGGGGGAAGGCAGCGCCGGAGACCGUGGUGUUUGCGGAGCACGGAGUUCGCUAUGAGGUCCUGGAGCGACAUGGCUGCAGUCGCAAGGCCAAGCUGCGACAUGGCCACAAGACGGGCUUCUUCCUUGACCAGCGCCCAAAUCGGAAGCGGCUUCGAGAGCUCGCCGAGGGCAAGGAUGUGCUGGACCUCUUCAGCUACACCGGCGGCUUCGCCCUGGCGGCGGCCAUGCAGGGCGCUGCCACCUGGGCGGUGGACCAAGCGCCCAAGGCCAUGGAGGAAUGCCGCCGCAACUUUGCCUUGAACGGACUGGACGCCAAGGUGUGCAGAAGCUUCGAUCAAGCAAGUGAUGCCAAGCACGCGCUAUUUGUGGAGGACUGCUGGGACUUCUUACGCCGAGCUGCAGAUGAAAAGAAGCUCUUCGACAUUGUGGUCUUGGACCCACCUUCCAUGGCCCCGCGUGCAUCUGCACGACCACAGGCACUGAAGGCUUACGGCACCUUGAACCAGGGCGCUUUACGCGUGCUGCGCCCAGGCGGCCGGCUGAUCAGCUGCUCCUGCAGCUCUCAUAUCACGCGCAAAGAUCUGCUGAACGCAGUGGAGGCGGCUGCGCGUCAGAGUGGCUGCCAGCUUCAGCUGGAGGAGGAAGGCCGCCCGGCGGCCGACCAUCCGGUCCGCAAAAGCUUCCCAGAGGGCGACUACCUGCAGGCUUUGCUGCCCCCCGGGAAGAAGAUUUGCUUCGACUUUGCUGGCGGCAACUGCGCACAUGGCGAUUCAUGCCAUUGGUACCAUGCGGAGGAGAGGGAGCUUCGGGAGGCCCGGCGCUUGCUGAGGCAGAUACAGUGCAAGCACGGGGCAAACUGCCUUGUUGGACAUUGCGUGUUUGGCCACGCGGCAGAGGCCCGACAUUCUGAUUGGAGGGAUUGGAACAAUUGGAGCGGGACACAGCAGGUGCCCUCCGGCACUGAAGGCUCUGAGUCUGAGACCGAUCUAUCCCAGAUCGAGACCGAUGGUUCCUCGACAUCCGCUAGUAACUCGGAGGCCAGUCCGAGUUGUGCUGAUGCAGAAGCAAGCGCGACAAGGCAGCAGUUCUUGCAGACCAAGUUGGCGCCGGUUCUGAUCUUCCAAGGCCCCGGCAUUUGCGUCGUGAGCAAACCGGCAGGUUGGUCCGCCACUGCCCACGGCUGCUCAGAGGACCAGGGCCAACCGCUGGGGCUGAAGGAUCUGCUGUGCAGCGGCUGCGUGGAGCCACUCUCACGACAUCCAGCUUCUCCUGUUGGGCAUUGGAAGGCAUUCCUGUCCCCGAGCGCUCUGACAUCUGGCCCAGCAAUUCUGGUGCAGACUGGCCACGCAAGGCGCCGUCUGGCGCGUGCCUUCACUACCGGCCGCGUGGUGACCUACUCCUUGGCCUUGGUGGAGGGGAAGCUGGACCCAGAGCGCUCCUUCGCGGCGUGCCGCCGUGAGGAUGGGAUGCUGGAGGUGUUGGGAAUCGCCGGCUUCCAGCGCGUCUCGAAAGAGACUUGGGGUGGAGAGGCCAGUUGUCAGAGCUACACCCUUGUCUUGGUCAAGGCUGCUGGCUCGGCCUUGGGCGGUGAGCGGCGGCUGCUGCAGCUGGCUUGGGGCACCGCCGCAGUGGGCGACGUGGACUUCGGGGCCAGGACAGAGCAGUGCUUUGGAGGGCGCCCGUUCUUCCACUGCCUCGCCACGCUGCUGGCCGAUCCCUGGUGGUGGGCGGACACCACCUAUCCGGCGAUCAUGGUCUGCCCUUUUCCCGAUGACCUUCGCUCAGCGCUGUCUCAGCUGGAUGUCUCGGAGCCCUUGGCCCUGCAGGAAGGCAAACCACGGGACGAGAAGGCCGAGAAGCUUCUGGCCUCAGCCACGUCCAUUGGCGCUGCAGUCAAGGAGGCGCUGGUGAAGCGGGGCUUGCUGCCUGCUGAGCUGACGGAAAGCCUAGGCGUGCCAGCCACCUGCGGGGUGGAGGCGGAGAGGCGGCCACCGCCAGAUCCGACACCCUAUGGCAUGGACAGGUGGGAGAAGCCUCGUUGGGAGCAAGAUGUGCCGCGGUCUCGCUGGAUUGUGAGCUUCCUGCAACAGGCAGUGGCAGGUGCUGAGGAGUUUCAAGUCCCGAUCCAAGCAGAUGGAUGGGUCUUCGCCCUGGACAUCUUGGGGCGGUUCCCUCAGCUGGCUGAGGCGUGCUGGAGCAAUGUGCACAUCUUGUCUCGGCUCCUGGCCAAAGACCCGAUCAGGUCGCUGGAGGUGAAGGUCGUCCGGAACCGGGUGGCAAUGCGGCGUGUCUCUGCCAUGGAUCGGCUCCAAGCCUUCGUGGAGGCCUACGUCUCCGGUCUUCCUCCCGAGACCAAGCUGCCAGUUGCAGAGUUGCUUUGCAACGAACACGUGAAGCGCCUUUUCAAUGGGGUGGAGCUGCCUGACAACCCCGAGAAGUCGCUCUUGAGGUGCUUGAGGCCCUGUGCGCUCUUCGACCCAGAGCCCAAGGCCUCGCACCUCACUUUGCGCCCGGCGCGGGAGCGGCUCCGCCUAGGCCUCGAGGGGCUGCUUGCGAGUCCCGAAGGCGGCUUGCACCAGAAGAUUGAGCAAGGCCAAGGUUCUGUGUCCCUCUCGUGGCUGCUGCGCCACUUCGGCAAGCAACUCCUGGGCAGCGUCCGGCUGACGCCGCAGCAAGUGCGUGAAGCCUUGAGCAGAUCAGAGGAGCUGGAGUUCGACUGUUUGAGCUUCACCGUGCCGGGGGCGAAGAUGGCGAGCGCAUGCGGGGCUGGCAAAGGUCCUGGCUGCCAGAAGCCCAGCGAGUGCCAGAGCUCGGAGCAGGAUCAUGCCGGCGCUCUCCAGUUCGUGCAGGUUUUCCCAGAGGCGAAGAGUUGGCACGUCCUUCUGCUUGACCCUGGCAGGAAGGAGGCCAUCGUCUCAAGACCUCAAGUCUCCACACAGCAGCUUCUGUCCGAGCUUCGGCGGUGGCUGCAGCUCAAGGCACACUUCUUUGUGCGGCCGCAUCUGUCCACAGUUGCGAUGAUGGACUUGGACAACUUCAAGGGGAGCUUGGACCGAGUCCUCAAGUUGCAGCCGAGAGUUGUGGUGGAAACUUCUCACAAGUGCUUCCAGGUUUGGCUGACCUUGGAUGACAGGCCUAGCAGCAAAGAUGCCGCGACUGCCACAAAUGCGUUUGGGGCUGACAUGCGGAGUGCGAAGGUGUCUCAGGUGGGUCGCCUGCCAGGACCCGUCAACUGGAAGCCCGGGAAGGAGUACUACAAGCUGCUCACGGUGACCAAAGCACGUGAGCAUGAGAAGGCGAAGGAGGAGUUUUCCAAAACACAGUGGCAGCAGCCUUUGAGGCCUGGGGCGCCAGCCUUGGCUUUGCCGUCUGAGCACGUGAAGAGCUACCAAGCCAUGCUGGCCCAGCAAAGCUGUCCGGUUUGGGCCUGGGACAUCGACUUCAAGAGUGCCACAUUGCAGGCCGUCCAGAACAUCAUGCUCAGAUUCUUUGCUGGGCACGAGCUCCCGGUUGUCACGUGGACUGACAACGGGGGCCAGUUCCGGAACGUCUACAACCGCAUCCUGGAUGCAGCGCAUGGUGGUCAGCGCCAGCGCCUGCUAAGUGCGGUGGUAGCGCCCUCUGGCGCAGUCUCCGCCCAGUUGAGAGAUGGGCGCGUCAAACGCUUCACAGUUCAGCAGGUGAGCCAAGGCUUUGUAGAAGUGGUGGACGACGAGAGCGGGGCCACAUGUUGGAAGCACGAGAGCAACCCGAAGGCAAUGCCUCGUCUUUCUUUCCAGUGCAUCGCGGCCAAGACUGACGGCGCCUGUCUGUUUCGGGCGUUGAACAUGGGCCUGCAAGCUCUCAGCGGGGUGGCGCCUGCGGGGCUGGACGACAACAAGGAGCAGUCGCUGGAGCUGCGCAAGGGCAUCCUGCUGCACAUGCGCACGUGCAACGAGCGCAGUGGGCCGGCUGGCAAGGACAUCCUGAAGGCGCAGGUACUGGUAGAGAUGCAAGAGGACCUGCUGCGGCAGGAGGAGCAUCAGGGACACUUCUCGUGGGACGCCUACUUUGAGUACAUGUCCAAGCCGCACACCUACGGCACUUGGGUGCACGCGCAAGCGUUUGGCACCGUGCGUGGCGUGGACUUGGAGGUCUAUAGUCUGGACAACGGCGAGACAAAGCUGAGGAGGGCGGAGGAUGGGACCAUAUAUGCAAACACUCUGAUUUGA
Messenger RNA from Effrenium voratum, 4259 nucleotides. NCBI's taxonomy places the organism in Eukaryota, Dinophyceae, Suessiales, Symbiodiniaceae. The record is from the annotation of a GenBank genome assembly.